AUGGCGGCAGCGUCGGCAAGCGCCGAUGAGAGCAGUUCGUUUCUGCACAAGUUAUUGCUACAUGGCGACAAAUACUGUUCGUCCAUUCACACCAGAAUGCUUAUAGCUGCUUACGAUGAUUACAUUGUCGCUUGGAGCCAGAACCAGCUACGGCUGUUUGCUGUUAGCGCGAAAACGUUUUCAAGCGCGGGUGAACCGGAUAACUGUAUAGAGUUGGUGCUGUCUAACCCACCUGCGUACGAUGUUGACAACGUUCUCGUCAGCUGCGCCAAGCACCUGCUGCUUUCUGGACCGCGCGGCAUAACCGUUGUGUCGCUACCGAAAACGCCAGCCACUUUGCUGAAUGAAAGGAAGGCGUUAUGCAAAUCAUGGACGCUUGGUGAACACUUCUUCCUGUGUCACAAGUCUGUUUCACUUGUCGACAUCGCCUGGCAUCCCGACAGCGAGUCCGGCCUCCAUGUCCUCGCUCUGACGAGUGAUAACAAUCUGAGGCUUUAUGACAUAUUGGAACCACAGUCUGCUCAGCUGGUGCUGCCAGUUGGUGUUAAUCACAACCUCAGUGGUACACUCAGUGCCUCUGUUGGAGAUGCCGCUGUCAGCUUUGACUUUGGGGAUUUUCCUGCUGAAGGAGAAGCUCGGCAGGUCUUUGUACUCGGGGGUAGCGGAGAUAUCUACCUUACCCAUGUUUCGCCGCAAGAUGACAAUAGGUCACACCUGCGGCCCGUGUUUGGUCCUCUGAGCAUGCAGCCUCAAGCAGAGGACAACUACGGUGUUGAUGGCUUUUCGAUUAUUUGUUUGCCAGGUGCCGUUCCAGUGUUGGCAGUUGCCACUACUGGGGGCACACUUUACCAUUGCCUUGCUCUUGGGACACAGAAUUUUUCUAAUGGCACCAGGGAAGAGUGUGAGGAUGUUUCAUUGUACGUGUUUGAAAAAAUCAGGCUCGAUUUAGCCUUCUCAUUGUCCACUUCUGAGGAAGAAAUGUUUUCUUGCCCGAUUCGUCUUCACAAAGACCCCACCAACCAUCAACGAUAUAUCUGUGUCCACAAUGCUGGUGUGCAUGCUGUGGUUGUGCCCUUUAUUGACCAUCUGCAAGCAUUUGCCGAAGACGACACGGGCAUGCAGAUGAUGUCCCAGCUGCAUACUGAAAUGUCCAUUGUAGAGAGCCUCUUAUGCACUCGUGCCUUGGCCAGCAGCAAGCCUGCACCUCCUGUUGGUGUAGUUGUGCUACCAGAACACCCAGGACCACUGCUGAUUGUUCUCACUGCUUCCUGGAAGAUAGUCACCAUGAUGCUUAUGCAGGGUUACCAGACUUACUUGCCAGCACUGCUUUCCCAAAGCCAGCAGGACACACCUCUGCUGAGCCAAGGCACUGGCAGCAGCAACAAUCUGGUGGCUCAUGUAAAACAGCUGCUGGAAGGUCGUAGCCUCCCGACUCUUUCGCAGGCAGCAGAAGAUUGCACACCUCAACAGAGCCUCGAACUUCUACUGACUGCCACGCAGCGCAUCCGUGAGCAAUGGUUCCAGAAGCUUGAGGCUUGCCAGUUACUCAUUGCACGAAGAGUCCAGGCUGCUCAUGACCAAAGGGAUCUGCAGCUGGAAAAGCUGAGUGGUCUGCUUGAAGAACUUGCAUUGCUUCAGCAACGUGACAGAGAACUAAAAGCCAGAUAUGAAGCCCUCUAUUCCACACAGCAGAAACUUGUCAAAAGGGUUGAAGACGUGUUGCAUCAGCUACAGCGCCAGGUACCCGUGCUUUCUGCGGCUGAACAAGCAAUGACAGGGGAGCUGAAGAGCACUGAAGAGGACCUCAAAGUGCUUAAAGAAUCACUGGAGCAAGCUCAGGCCAAGCUAAGAUACCAACAGCAGAGCCAUAAAGAUCAGGAGGCCAGCAGAAGUGCCAGCCAACUGCAGGAGAACCUCACGCCCAACCAAGUAGAGCAAAUUGCCAAGGCCCUCAAAGAGGAGGGUGAUAUGAUAUCCGAGCUUGUGCAACGAGUCACGGCAUUGAUGGACUAGUGGCCUUAAUAUGUUGUGCAUAUAUGUUGUAUAUUAAUAAAACAUGCUCUUCAAUGUGUUUGAUAUGAAAA
Messenger RNA from Rhipicephalus microplus (southern cattle tick), 2084 nucleotides. Its product is annotated as nucleoporin 88. The record is from RefSeq and is a predicted model, not a curated record. Lineage: Eukaryota; Metazoa; Arthropoda; Arachnida; Ixodida; Ixodidae. Gene Ontology annotation, cellular component: nuclear pore. Gene Ontology annotation, molecular function: structural constituent of nuclear pore. Gene Ontology annotation, biological process: protein import into nucleus; mRNA export from nucleus; ribosomal small subunit export from nucleus.